Molecule: messenger RNA, 1863 nt
Organism: Lodderomyces elongisporus
Lineage: Eukaryota; Fungi; Ascomycota; Pichiomycetes; Serinales; Debaryomycetaceae
Gene: GYP1
Product: Gyp1p
Exons: 1
Coding region: 1-1863 (620 amino acids)
Biological process (GO): activation of GTPase activity
Cellular component (GO): Golgi apparatus
Molecular function (GO): GTPase activator activity
Source: RefSeq, a predicted model, not a curated record
AUGGGCAAAAAGAAGCAAGAGAUGGCCCAGGUGUAUAGUGGCUCGAAGGAUGAGUUCAUAUUCGGAGAAGAAGGUGGAAGGGGAAAAAACUUAUCUUCUUUCUUGAAGAACUUGUCGUUAACUGGGUCAGCAACAUCACCUUCAAGGACAUCAACAAGUCGAGAUUCCAUUGAGGAAGCAAACAAAAACAUUUACGGAAGUCUAUCAUACAAGGGUGGAAAUGACAACAGGAUUACAUCGAGUUUAUGGAGCUCUCCUUCACAUUAUCAAUAUCACCAUCAGCAACACCAACAACAAGAACAACAAAACACAUCUCCUCGUCCACUGAAUAUCAGAUCUCUUUCAUCGGGUGUCUUGAACCAUCCGCACCUGCAUUUCCAAUCAACACUGUCAAUUGAUAAAAAACUCAAAGGAAGCAAUAAUGGUCGCAUUAAUUAUAAAGACCUUGACGAUGAUUGGAAUUCAGAGAUUAGUGAAGAUGUAUCUAUUGGAGCCACGCGUCCAACAAACGCCUCCUACCCUAGUCUUAGUAUAGGUUCAAAGAAACCUUUUCCAGAAGGCGAAAAACAACAUGAUAAGUACGCUAUGGGAGGGGGCGAGGCAUUGCAGAAGGCAACAGAGGGUGGACUUGGGCCGGCGGCGUUUGAUGCAAAGCAGAGCAAGUUUAGGAAGUUUCGAAGUGUACUUGCAAACGAUGGUGUGAUUGAUAUAAACGAAUUGAGGAAACUUUCAUGGAACGGGAUUCCAGAUGAGCUUCGAGCGUUGGCAUGGCUAUUACUUCUGGGCUAUUUACCUACGAAUAGAACAAGACAAGCUUCUACUUUGAAGCGCAAGCGCCAGGAGUACUUUGAUGGUGUGGUUAGCAUGAAUAUAAAUUUUGAAGACAGCACAGGUAUAGGUGGUGCGAAGCAUCAGCUGCAGCAACACCAGCAAAAUCAAAAGGUUGCAAACUCUCGCGAAAACAACAUCUACCACCAGAUCAAAAUUGAUGUUAAAAGAACGAACCCUACUCUGGCUUUAUAUGCACACAGCUCCACUCAGGUCUCUUUACAAAAGAUCUUAUACUUGUGGGCAAUUAGGCAUCCAGCUAGCGGGUAUGUACAAGGAAUAAAUGAUUUGGCGACGCCGUUCUACCAAACAUUCCUUGCCCAUUACAUAUGGCAACUAAAACGAAAGAAGGGGAAGAAGAUGAAGGAAGAUGAGAUCCUUUUUAUUCCCGGUUACAUUUCUUGUGGGGGAGACGACGACGACGAGGUGGAGUCGGAGAAAGAGGAGAAAGAAGAGGAGGAGGAGGAGGAAACUUUAUUACUAAAUUCGGAUGAUAUAUUGCAACUCGAUGUACAGACUUUUGACCCGGGUCGUUUGAGUGCGCGUGUAAUUUCCUUGAUUGAAGCCGAUACUUAUUGGUGUUUAUCACGUUUGUUGGAGACGAUUACAGAUAAUUAUAUUCACGAGCAGCCCGGAAUCUUGAGACAGGUCAGUGAACUCAAGACUUUGAUCUCAAAGAUUGAUUCCGAUUUGAUACGGCACUUUGAUAGCGAGGGCAUUGAAUUCGUCCAGUUUGCAUUUCGAUGGAUCAACUGCCUCCUUAUGAGGGAAUUGCCGAUGCCACUAAUUGUACGAAUGUGGGACACGUACUUGAGUGAACAGCCAUUGGGGUUUAACACUUUCCACACUUAUGUGUGCGCAGCUUUUCUUAUAAGGUUUAGCAAGGAGCUAAAGCUGAAGGAUUUCCAAGAGAUACUUUUGUUCUUGCAAAACCCACCAACAUCGAGUUGGAAGGAGAAAGAUGUAGAGUUGAUGCUAAGUGAGGCAUAUAUUUGGCAGAGUUUAUACAAGAACGCAGCAGCACAUCUCAAAUGA